AUGUGGGCUAAUGAAGUUGUCGCAGCUGGAGGCACUCGUAUUAACUUCGGGACUAGAAUGCUGCUCGUUAUUAGUAUUCAAAUGAAAACCGACAACAGUAAAACAUAUGCAUUUUACGACAAGACUACAAUGUUGAAUAAAUCCAUGACAGAAUUUCCUCUUAGAGUUUUAGCUUCAUCAUUAUUAUUUUGGAUAGUACUUGUAACCGCUGGCUAUUUCUGUUAUAUCUACGUCACUUUAUUUAUGCAAAUUUCGGACGAAACCGACCUAUCAAAACAGUGUUCUCAAUUCAAAAACGAAGACUCGAAUAACUUUAACAUCGUGAAAAGCUAUCCUGUGGGUAAAGCCAAGCCUUAUUUGUUGUCGUACGGUUUAAAAGAAAACAAUCUUCAACCAGUUACGUCCAUAGAGCAGCCAUUACCGUUUCUAGUCACUGCCGUCACUUCUGCCCAGUUUUAUCAAGUCCAGGGUCUUAUUCGACAUAUCGAUCAAGAUUUGUCGAAAGUGCAAGAUCUAACGUUUAUAAUCUAUGAUAUUGGCCUUACGGACAAAGAGUAUAUUUUGGUACGUGAUCAGUGUCAAUGCAUCGUCAGAAAGUUUAGAUUCGGAGUCUAUCCAGAGUACUUUAAGAGAACAGAAAACCAGGCAUGGCGACCCAUCAUAGUUCAAGAGGUGCUGAGAGAGAGGGGAUCUGUGAUACUUAUAGAACCAACAACCAGAUUUAAACAACCUCCUAUGUUCUCAAUAUUAAGACGACCUGGUAACAGACAGUUCUAUCUAUGGGACGAACCAGAGCGAAGUGUCAUCGGCUACACUUUUCCUCCAAUGUUCCGAUAUUUUGAAGAACAGCGAUGUAUAUUCAAAGACUCACACAUGAUUUCGACUGAAAUUAUGGUAUUUUAUAAAAGCGAAUCGACGUGGCAUCAUCUAGUCAAGCCGUGGGUUAUCUGUGCCUUGAAUGAAAACUGUAUCGCUCCCGAAGGUGCAAGAUCGAACUAUUGCUUUCAUAUACGACAUCCGCGCACAACCGGAUGUCACAGUUUUGACCAAUCAGCUCUCAGUAUUAUCGCUAACCGUGCCUUCCAGUUAACAACGGACCGAAAUAAGAACAUUCCGCCACGCAUCACUUUUCACAACGAUGAAGAAGAAGAAUAUUUUGAAAAGCAGCCCGCACAUUAUUUAAGAUAUUUUUUGAUUAUCAUCAUUCUGGGCGUGGUCAUUAACAUUGUCAAGAAAUGGAGAUCUCGAUGAACCUUCAGCAAUCCUCGACCGUUUCCGUAUAUCUGAAUAUGUUGCAAGGGUAACUUUCACGGUAAAACGCUUGCUCGAUAAGUAGGCCUUUUGCGCUUGAUGGUGGUAAAAUCAUACUUCCAUACCGACCAAGGUCUCCUGCAAGUGCAUGGCUACUGUCUCUAUUUCAGCCUCUGAUAGAUAUUUUGACAGUUGUCGACGUCUCCAGUCGAUAACUGUCAAAAUAUCUAUCAGAUACUGGAAUAGAGACAGAUGUUUCAGACUAAUAUCAACGGCUCACCCUCUGUGAAUAUUGGAGAGGGAGUAAUCCUUGUUAAAUGAAACUCAUUUCCAUCAGCACUCACUGCCACUUUAAAGUGUUCUUUAUGUAUUUAUUGUAAUUUUUUUCUCUU
Lottia gigantea (owl limpet) is the source of this 1643-nucleotide messenger RNA. RefSeq lists its product as hypothetical. Lineage: Eukaryota; Metazoa; Mollusca; Gastropoda; Lottiidae. The record is from RefSeq and is a predicted model, not a curated record. The transcript has 3 exons. The coding region runs from base 1 to 1251 and encodes 416 amino acids.